AUGGCAAAGGAAGCCAAGAUCAAGCCUAUACUAAAGAAUAAACGAGAAACUACUCCAGUUAAAUACACUUCCAAGUCCAGCAACUUAACUAGCCAACCAUCUGAUUCCUCAGGUGAAAAAAGCGAAGAAGAAAGUAGCUUGGAUGAGGAAAAGGAGUCAGACUUAGACGAAGAUGAUGAGGUAGAUGUUGCUGAUGUGUCAAGUGGCGACGAUUCUGAUGAUGUCGAUAGUGAGGAAGACCCAGUAGAGGAAGAAGAUGAUAGUUUCCCAUUGAAGAAAAAGCAAAAGAAGAACAGGGACGACGGGUCUGAAUCUUUUGCCAAUGCAUUUAAUUCGAUUAUCAACUCCAAAUUAAAAGCAUAUAAUAGAAAGGACCCAAUCUUAGCCAGAAACAAAACCACGCUAAAGAAGCUAGAGGGUGAAAAAUUGGAAAACAAAGCCAAAAGAGCGUUAUUGUUGGAAAAGAAACAAUUUCAAGAUAAGCAUAGAGUUAAACAGUUGUUGCCAGUGGCUUCAGAAGGGUCUGACUCGAGCAAUAUACGAGAAAUUUUGGAUAAGGAGAAGCAGAUGAAAAAAGUUGCCCAGAAAGGUGUAGUAAAGCUAUUCAAUGCUGUCUUGUCGACGCAACUUAAAACUAACCAGGAGGUUACCAAAGUUCAAGCUGGACAAAGUCGAAAAGAGGAGUUAAUGACUGAUGUGUCUAAGGAAAAGUUUAUGGAUUUGAUUGCUGCUGCUGGUGAAGAUUAA
Molecule: messenger RNA, 747 nt
Organism: Lodderomyces margitis
Lineage: Eukaryota; Fungi; Ascomycota; Pichiomycetes; Serinales; Debaryomycetaceae
Gene: RRP15
Product: Rrp15p
Exons: 1
Coding region: 1-747 (248 amino acids)
Biological process (GO): maturation of LSU-rRNA; maturation of 5.8S rRNA
Cellular component (GO): preribosome, large subunit precursor
Source: RefSeq, a predicted model, not a curated record